Molecule: messenger RNA, 1946 nt
Organism: Malaclemys terrapin pileata
Lineage: Eukaryota; Metazoa; Chordata; Testudines; Emydidae
Product: sulfotransferase 2B1-like
Exons: 6
Coding region: 34-900 (288 amino acids)
Biological process (GO): sulfation
Cellular component (GO): cytoplasm
Molecular function (GO): sulfotransferase activity
Source: RefSeq, a predicted model, not a curated record
GGGAGCGCUCAGACGCCCCCGCCCGCCCUCACCAUGGCCAGGCUGGAGGUGACGGAGACCUUCGCUGGCAUCGCCUUGCCUGGCCACCUGCACACGCAGGAGUCCCUGCGCUUCGCCAGCAGCUUCCAGUUCCGAGACACCGAUGUGCUCAUUGUCACCUACCCCAAGUCUGGCACCACCUGGAUGCAGGAGAUCCUGACCCUGAUCCACAGCAAGGGGGACCUUGAGGCAGCCAAGACCAUCCCGAACUGGGACAGAGCCCCCUGGCUGGAGCACACGUACUCCAAGGACCUGCUGCAAGAGACCAGCGGGCCCCGCCUCAUCACCACACACCUCCCCUGCCAGGUCCUGGCCCCCGCGCUCAGGAAAUCCAAGGCCAAAGUGAUCUACAUGGCCCGGAACCCCAAGGACGUCGCGGUUUCCUUCUAUCACUUCCACAAGAUGGCCAAGUUCCUGCCAGACCCUGGCUCCUUUGAGGACUUCCUCAUCAGCUUCCUGGAUGGCACAGUGCAAUACGGCUCCUGGUUCGACCACGUCAAGGGCUGGCUCAGCCAGCAGGCCGAGCUGGAGCUCUUCUACAUCACCUACGAGGAUGUGCACAAGGAGCUGGGGCGCUCGGUCGAGCGGCUUGCUGAUUGGCUGGGCUGCCCACUGCAGCCGGAGGAGAUCCAAGAAAUCCAGCAGCACUGCAGCUUCUCCUCCAUGCGCGAGAAUGCGAUGGUGAACUACACGCUCGUCCCCUGCGAGAUCAUGGACCACAGCCAGGGCAGGUUCAUGAGGAAAGGGACAGUUGGAGACUGGAGAGACCACUUCACCCCGCUGCAGAACAUGCUCUUCCACAAGAUCUACCAGAAGGAGAUGCAGGACUCCAGUAUACGCUUCCGCUGGUUCCUGGACUGAUGGGGGGGGGGGGGCUGAGCUGGCAAGGGGUGUGGCUAAGCAGGCAGGGCAGGGGCUUUGUCCACCGUUGGGAUGGGGGGAACAAAACUCUAAGCUAUGUACUUUGUUGGGCAACGUGUGCUGGGGCCCCCACCAGCCAGUCCUGGACAGUGGAGAAGGCUGUGCCAGUCACAGCCCUAGGGAGGUGACCAAGGCCCCUGGCUUCUCCUGCAGGUACCGGGAGCGUGUGUGUGGGGGGAAGGCACACAGGAAGAUUGGAUGGAACAUCAUGGGGGCAAUGCAUUGGUCACAACCAGGGUCACAAGCCCCCGCCCUGCUGAAUGUUACCCCGCACACAGCAACAAGCACCAUUCCCCAGCCCUUCUCAAAAGUGAGUGCCCACUGGGCUGCCCAUCUCUGCCCCGACCUAGGCUGUGCCACUCCCCUAGAGGGGAGCCAGGGCAGCAGCCUUGCUGGAGGCCCUGAUGGGGGACGUUGAUUCGGCGGAGUCACUCCCUCCCUCCUCAGACUUUGCAAAACACCCACUGUGACCAAAAAAGGAAGAACCGUCCCCAGGGGAUGGGGAGGGACACAGCUUUGGUGGCCAGCGUGCAAUUCCUGUGAAUCAUCACAAGAUUCUCUCGUCUUCAAGCAAGAUAAGCUUCAGACUGACUCUCACCAGAGCGUUUAAGAUAAGCUGUAUUUAUAUAUAGGAAGGCAGCAGAUUUCCCCUCAGGCUUUUCCCCAUUGGCUCAAGGGGCAGCCUGCAGGCCCUGCCUAGCCAGCAGGUUUAAGUAGGGUGACCGGAGGUCCCAAUUUUAUAGGGACAAUCCUGAUUUUUGGGUCUUUUUCUUACUUAGGCUCCUAUUACCCCCCUACCCCAUCCCAAUUUUUCACACUUGCUGUCUGGUCACCCGAGGUUUAAGAUUUGUCUAACUGACACAGUUGUAUAUUAUGGUGACAGUGCUGAGCACACGCGGGAGGCAAGGGGUGUCACUCGCCCCAUCAGAGCCAGGGCUGGCUUUUGUAUUGGAGUGUUAGGUUUAAUUAUUGAAUGGUUUUGUUUA